This is a messenger RNA of Nicotiana tabacum (common tobacco), 208 nucleotides long. The record is from RefSeq and is a predicted model, not a curated record. NCBI's taxonomy places the organism in Eukaryota, Viridiplantae, Streptophyta, Magnoliopsida, Solanales, Solanaceae.
UCUUGACCAAAAAUUGACCUGUAUUGAGUACAUUAAGAAGAAAACAUCAUGGAGGUAGCUAGAAUUAGACAAUUGUUGCUCCUUUGGUGUAGAAUCAGAUCUAGUCGUGUUGCUCUUGUGGGUGGUAACCACACCGCUGCCAGGUUUUGCACUCGCUAAAUUCUCCUCUCUUCCACCGUUGGCUUUUCCUCUCUCUGUUCUUAUAGUA